ACAUUUUCCAGUCAAAAAUCUUUUGUAUAUAAGUACCAACCUUUUGCUUUUCUGGGUUUGUAGAUCAUCUAGAUAAAGAUAAAGAGAUAAUAUAAAGCAAAGGUGAUAUUGUUGUGUGUGUCCACUGCUUGCAAAAGUUGUAACAAGUGUUUGUUUUGAGUGUUUCUUGAUUUUUUGGGAUUUUGUUGUUGUAUAAAAAGCUGGAGCAGAGAAGAGGCGGUGGCGAAAAAGAUGAAGUUGUCAAGAGAAUCAUCGGAAGGUGGAGAUUGUUUCGAUCAUUGAAACAAAUGCCGUUCAAAGUUGUGACCGAUUCAAAUGGCCUCCAAAGGGUGACCCUCUCUCAUCAACCUCAUGGCUCAUCUGUUGAGUUACUCUUACACGGUGGAAGGAUCGUGUCAUGGAAGAAUGAUCGUUGCGAGGAGCUUCUGUUUGUUAGGAGCAAGAGUGGUCGGGGAUCAAUCUUUGGUGGGAUUUCCAUUUGCUUUCCUCAGAUUAGUAGUUUUGAGCAGCAUGAUCACAUCAGAAACAGAUCAUGGUCAAUAGAUUAUGGCCCUGAUCUUGAUCAAGAAGAGUUUAACAACACAGAGUCAUCUGUCCAUCUCUUCUUUAAAUCUUCGGAUAAGGACUCAAGAAUCUGGCCUUGUAGAUUCGAGCUGCGUGUUAAGGUCUCCCUUGGCCCGGGAAAGCUAACCCUGACGCCUUCUGUGAGGAACAUUGGCGAUAAGCCAUUUUCGUUUACAUUUGGAAUCAGCAACUGCCUGUUUGUCUCUGAUAUCAGUGAGGUGCGCGUUGAAGGCUUAGAGACACUUGAUUUCUUGGACAAUUUGGCGGAUCGGAAGAGGUUCACUGAGCAAGCCGACGCUAUUACUUUUGAUGGAGAGGUUAAUCGUGUGUAUCUAAACACGCCCUCAAAAAUUGCCGUCAUAGACCAUGGUAGGAAGAGGACGUUCGUGGUCCACAAACAAGGCCUCCCCGAUGCUGGGGUGUGGAAUCCUUGGUACAAAGGUGAUCGGAGGAAUGUGUUGAAUCUUGGAAAUGAGUAUAAAACAAUGUUGUCAGUGGAUUCAAGUGUGUUUGAGAAACAAGUUGUGCUCAAACCUUUCCAAGUUUGGAAGGGAUUUCAAGAAAUCAAUGCUGUCUCCUCAAGCUAUUCUAGUGGCCAAUUAGAUCCAAGAAAGAGGGAGUAUUAUUUUUCUUUGUAGAAAGCGGAGUGGCAAGAAGUCGCAAUCAGUCGACGUGGCGGCAUUUAAGAAACAAGAAUGUGACUCCUCCGCCACGCAGAAGCCCCUAACAGUCAUCGUGCUCAUCGUCGUCGGCACCAAUUUAUGAGUGAAGUGAAUGGAAUUUGGGUUUGUGAAUUUAGGGCAACAAAUUGAGACUGAAUUAGGAGUGAAUUAGGGUAAAUUUGGGGAUUUUAUGGGUUAAAAUACGAGUAAGCAUAACUUUAACACGCCAGUACACACUCAACAACCACGUAGAGUAAGCAUAAGAAGGUUAAAGUAGGAAAUCUGAUGGGUUCUCAGUAGGGGACUUGACCGGAUCUAGAAAGAAGAAAAACGAGUUCACAACCUAGAUAGGCCUUGGCUACCUUUUGGUAUGGUUGCAGUGUUUGUGAUAAUAUUCUCUUACCUAAGAAGAGAUUAGUAACACUGGUGUGGUAGAGCACUGAAAGGAUCAACCUGAAAUAUACUCUUUAUUGCUAUCUACUGAAAGAAUAUAUAUUACAGAAA
Messenger RNA from Salvia splendens (bonfire salvia), 1730 nucleotides. RefSeq names its product putative glucose-6-phosphate 1-epimerase. The record is from RefSeq and is a predicted model, not a curated record. The transcript has 7 exons. Gene Ontology annotation, molecular function: glucose-6-phosphate 1-epimerase activity; carbohydrate binding. Gene Ontology annotation, biological process: carbohydrate metabolic process. Gene Ontology annotation, cellular component: cytoplasm. The coding region runs from base 288 to 1202 and encodes 304 amino acids. NCBI's taxonomy places the organism in Eukaryota, Viridiplantae, Streptophyta, Magnoliopsida, Lamiales, Lamiaceae.